AUGGGUCCUCUAACUACACGGUCUCUGGAGUCAGGCUCCCGACAGGCGUCUGUCUUUGGCGUCGGGGGUGCUUUUGUUGCUUUCAUCUCAGCAGUCAUUGCGGCUCGAGUGUAUGUGCGAGUAGUGAUGCUCCACGCGCUGGGAACUGAUGAUGUCCUGAUGGUUAUUGGAUCGGUGAGUCUCGUCUACAGCACAGAAAUGUCCAGGCUGACAGGUAUAGCUGCCUACUAUGGAGUCGGAAGACACGUUAAUGACAUCCCCAACGAAACCAUGGUGCCAAUGCUGAAGAGCGUCUACUCGACCCGGGUCAUCUACGUGCUCUCCCUCGGAUUUGUCAAGGUGUCGCUGCUCAUUUUUUACCUCCGACUGGACCACCGUCGAUAUAUGAAAUGGAUCGUGUACGGCCUCCAGUUCGUCGUCGUUGGGUUGACCAUUGCCAGUUUCUUCGUCCUGGCCUUCUCCUGCUUCCCACCGGCCAAGUUCUGGGACUUGACCGGAGAGACUGAGGGUAAAUGCAUGGAUGUAGAUUCGCAGCAGGUCUUUUACGAGGCAAAUGGUAUCCUCAAUAUCAUCACCGACAUUUGCAUUUACCUCGCCCCCAUCCCGAUGCUCUGGGGUGUGCGCAUUUCCACUGUGUCCCUGUUUGGAGUGUUUGGCCUCGGUAUUCUGUCAAUUGCAGCUGGCUGCGUCCGAUAUGACUUUGUGAAGAAGUUGGCGCACAAUCCAGACCAAUACUACAGUCUAGCAGACUCGCUCAACUGGUGCAGUAUCGAGAUAUACGUUGCAAUCUUCUGUGGAUCCGCCCCCUCGCUAUCAGUUCUUGUGAAGACAUAUGCACCGGCACUCCUAGGCUCCAGCGGUCGUACAGGCAACAGUCAUGGUCAUCCCUCUGGCCCUGGUGGGACAUAUCGACUCAGCUCGCGGCCCACUAACCGCCGCCGACUCUCAGACACAAUUGACCUGAAUGGGAGCCAAGACAACAUUAUAGCCGGGCAGGGCAGGUCAGAGGGAAUUAUGAUGAAAACAGACAUUCAUCUGGAGGUCAAUGAUGCCGACUCGACGCCGACUCGCCAGGAUCAUUUCAGAUUUGGGAAAUAA
Messenger RNA from Aspergillus versicolor CBS 583.65, 1098 nucleotides. RefSeq lists its product as uncharacterized. NCBI's taxonomy places the organism in Eukaryota, Fungi, Ascomycota, Eurotiomycetes, Eurotiales, Aspergillaceae. The record is from RefSeq and is a predicted model, not a curated record. The transcript is spliced from 7 exons. Bases 1 to 1098 code for a protein of 365 amino acids.